AUGGAAAUACUCUAUUCUGCUAAUCUGGGCAAUGAUAGGGAUAUAAGAGUCUGUAAUGUUGAUAACCGAAAAGUAAUUUUCAUCAGGGAAUUGGAUUAUGAUGAGGAUAGUCAAAGCAUUGCAAUAAACAACAACCAGUGGACAACUUUAACACUGUUCGCUGGGUAUGCAACUGAGGCAUUGCAAGCAAUGCAAGAGGGUGCUAAAGAGAUUAAUUAUAUGGAACACUUGGGAGGUGACAAAUAUAUUCAAUUUUACUUUAAGGAGUGGGAGAAAGUGGUAUUACAGACUCUCUCAGACAUUGCCAUAGAGGGAAUACGCUCUGGGGUGGAUACAGCAGAGUGUAUAACUGCACCAUCCCCAGUAACGUCAUCUGAUCUGAGCCAUACAGCAUCGCAACUAACACUGAUACCUUCAUCUGACAUCAGCCAGUCAGCUACCAUACCAUGUACUUCUAAUUCACAACAAUUUGUUGAUCCCCUAACACAAGACGUGAGCUUUAUGUAUAAUGCAGACAUGAAUGCUGAGAAAGAAUGCAGUAGAUCCGUGGAGAAUCGGAAGAAGCAGGCAAGGGCACCAAGACAAGAAAGUGAAGUACCGGUAUCCAAGUUAUUAUUAGAAAUGGAAAAAAAAGAAGCAGGCAAAGGUAGAGGAAUAUAGAGCAAAGAAGAUUAAGAUUCUGGAGGAAAUGCUUGAACUACAAAGAAGAAGCACUAGUGCUGUAGAAUCAAUUAAUGCCUCGAUGCAACAGUCAGGAAGUUCUCAACCCUUUUCAUUAUCUCCAGUGAUCAAAUUCUCUUAAUACAUGCCUGUAUAUACACAACUAAGCAAAUGUUAUAUUAGGAAAUAGGUAUCAUUUUGAGUCCAUUAAUUUGCAAUCAAUUGAAUUUGAUCAGAAACAUUCAGUCCACGAUUUCAAUAAAUAAAGGCAUAUUUAUUAUGAAAACGCCGGUAACAACUUAAUUAUUAUUACGACAACACCGAAGUGUUUGUCAGCCGUUUGUGGCGUGAUUGCAAUGCUUUGAUAUUUUCCAACAGAUUUACACAUUUAUUGUGAAUAUAAUUUAAAAGAAAAUUAUUUCAUGGAAUUUUAACUUGAAGUCUACCCCAAAAAUAAGGAUAAAUGUUAGAGUCUGUGCAACUGACAAAAGAGACAUAAAGCUUGUAAAUAAAUGCUAGUUUUCAUGUGUACACUCUCUACUUGUACCCAGGUUAAAUCGAUAGCCAAAAAACUGUAAUUACUGGUAAAUACUUGAAUGUGUACAAUGUGUAUAAAAUUAUUAUUUAACUUCUUGUUCUUUUUCAUACAUGACAAGCAAGUAAAGCAACUUAUUUUAUAUUUAAUGCUCCGUUAGAGAUCAUUGCGCCGUGUGAUUAAGUCAGGUAUUGACCUUUGACCUCUGACAAAAUUGUAUGUUUUUAUAUAAUAAUGGAGAGAUACUGCAAAUGUUUAUAUUUUGAGAAUUAGUGAAAAUUUUGGGGUACCAAAAAGAUCCCUCACGGCUCAAUGAACCUUAGUGUCGAUCAUUACACAGUGUAUAUUCAACUUUGAACAUUGUGUCCCAUGGGCCUCCUGUUCAACUUGCAUUAGGAUGUAAAUACGGAUUGGCCAUGUGAUCAAAUCCUAGAAACCGGGAAAAGUUUAUGGAAGACUUCUCACAUACAAACCCAUAUAGUUUACAAUACUGUAAAUGUUUCAAAAUGAUACCUUAUUACUUUUAUUAAAAUUCAUGAGUGAUGUUAAAGAAAUAUUAAAUAAUUUGUGUACUGUAUACCUAUGAACUCAUCAAGUAAAUAUCAAAAUAUCCAUGUUA
Saccostrea cuccullata (small rock oyster) is the source of this 1814-nucleotide messenger RNA. RefSeq lists its product as uncharacterized. Bases 1 to 660 code for a protein of 219 amino acids. The transcript has 7 exons. Lineage: Eukaryota; Metazoa; Mollusca; Bivalvia; Ostreida; Ostreidae. The record is from RefSeq and is a predicted model, not a curated record.